AUGCAGCUGACACUGUGCAGGCUCCGCACACACCAGUGGUGCUUCAUCCUCUCCAAUGUGCUGCUCUUCCACGUGCUGCUCUUCGGGGCAGACUUACUGGAGCAAUACUUCCUGCAUUCCCUGCCUCUCUCUUACACGGAUGCAAAGGCUCUGGAGAUCAGGGAGAGGGCCAGGAAGCUGGAUCUGGAUCCUCUGAAGGCCAACCUCUCCUACAGCAGCAGCAGCACAGCGACUUGCCCCGACCAAGAGAUAUUUCUGCUCAUUGUUGUGUGCAGCAGCCCCGAGAACAGGACAAGGCGUGACGUGAUCAGGCAGAGCUGGGGGAACACCACAGGUUCUGGGGGUUACAGCAUCCUCACUGUGUUUGCUGUAGGAAAGGCAGCUGCAGCAAGCACCCAGCUGCAGAUCAAUGAAGAGGCUCAAAAGCACCGAGACAUCAUUGAAGGCAGUUUCAUCGACUCCCCCCGGACGCAGACACAGAAGAUGCUGAUGAGCGUGGAGUGGACGGUGACUUCCUGUCCCCGUGCCAGGUUCAUCCUCCACGCAGCCCAGGAUGUGUUUGUGGCUGUUCCCAGCCUGGCUGGGUACCUGCUGAGCUUAACCCAGCUGGAGGACAUCUACCUGGGGAGGGUGGUUCACCACGGGGUGCCCGACAGGGACCCCCAGAGCCCUGCCUUCGUCCCCACCCACCAGUACCCCGAGCAGUUCUACCCCGAUUUCUGCCACGGCAGCGCUUUCCUCAUGUCCCAGGACGUGGCUCGCAAGGUGUACGUGGCUGCCAGGGAGGUGCCCCUGGCAUUGCCCCCUGCUGCCUUUGUGGGAAUCUGUGCCAGAAGAGCUGGCAUCACUGCCAGGCACAGCUCCCGCUUCGCUGGGGAGAAGCACAUCAGCUACAAUCGAUGCUGCUAUAAAUUCAUUUUCACCUCUGCAGACAUGGCAGAGGACGAGUUAGUUCAAGGCUGGAAGGAAACGAGCGAUGGGGAAGAUUGUUCCUUGCUGGAAACCUACUACAGCCUGGUGUCCUGCAAGGUUCUCACCUACAUUGAUAACUUCAAACAGUUCAACCUGGACAGGAUAAAAAAUGAGCUCCUUCAUUUUGUCAAUUAG
This is a messenger RNA of Ficedula albicollis (Collared flycatcher), 1107 nucleotides long. RefSeq names its product Beta-1,3-galactosyltransferase 4 (gene B3GALT4). NCBI's taxonomy places the organism in Eukaryota, Metazoa, Chordata, Aves, Passeriformes, Muscicapidae. The coding region runs from base 1 to 1107 and encodes 368 amino acids. Gene Ontology annotation, molecular function: hexosyltransferase activity. The transcript is spliced from 2 exons. The record is from RefSeq and is a predicted model, not a curated record. Gene Ontology annotation, cellular component: membrane.